Molecule: messenger RNA, 2485 nt
Organism: Paramisgurnus dabryanus
Lineage: Eukaryota; Metazoa; Chordata; Actinopteri; Cypriniformes; Cobitidae
Source: RefSeq, a predicted model, not a curated record
CACUACGGCAAGCAGCAGGUGUCUGGCUUGACGGCUCCGUCUUCAGUUCCCCCGUCGAUAAACCUCGCCGAUUUGGAUCGGUCUGCGCAGCGCCGGAUGAUCUCGAACAUACCUAAUGUCUGCGCCAAAGAAGCGUUGUUCCGUUUUAGGGUGUACUAUUGAACACGAACGUCUCCAUAAAACCCCACCAUCUGAACCAGUGAGAACAGCGUGGUUAAAUUUCAUUUUUGAUGGAGAUAUUCCGACGAGAAACAGUAAAAGAUUUCACGUUUGCGCCAAACAUUUUACGUCGGACUGCUUUGUCAAUGAGGGUCAAUACAAGGCUGGAUUUACAUCGAGGUUGCUGCUCAAACAGGGAGCAAUACCAACGCUUCGCGAUGAAAAACAGACACCUGUAGUUGUUUAUCUGGAUUCCUCAGAUGAUCCAAACAAAACUACUGAGAACAAUGUAGUGAAAGUAGAAAGCUGUAGUGACGAAUACCUCCAUUUCUGUGACCAAGACACAACAGCAGAAGGGAGGUUUAUUGAUGGUCUUGACCCCUUUCUAGAUCGGCCUUCAACUGAGGCUGAUUCACCAGAUGCCAACUUACAUCAGAACAAACGACCCCGUUUGUCUUUCCUUAAUGAAGCUAACAGGGAAAAUGAAGAAGGUGGCGAGUCCUCAAACGAAAGGUGGCAUAAUGCAGAUGAGGCAGAUGAUGAACCACCUCAUCCGGACUUCACACCUGUCCAAGCACCUGGACCGAAGUUUGUGUCUAAAACAUGCAACAAUCCACUGAAGUUUCUUCGGCUCUUCUUUGUAAGAAAAGUGUUGCAUGAAAUUGUCAGUAACACAAAUGCAUACAGAAAAAAAUGCCAGAGGGUAGGGGCACAAUGGGACAAGAUUGGUAUGAAAGAGCUUAAGUCAUUCAUAGCACUAAUAAUUUUUAUGGGACUUUUUAAAUGCUCAUCGCUGCAGGAUUAUUGGCGAGAGUCGGCGUUCUUUGGUCUGUGCUUUCCUGGACGAAUCAUGUCUUUCCAGAGAUUUCUGUCAAUCUCCAACACUUUGCAUCUGAGCAGUUCCAGUGAAGACGAGAAGAACAAGAAGAGGAAAGGAAAAUCCGCCUAUGAACACCUGGGUAAAAUUCAGCCGAUGUAUCAAGUUAUCAGAGAGGCGUGCAAGACAUAUUUUCAUCCAUUUCAGAACCUCACAGUUAAUGAAAGAAUGGUGCCGUCACAGAAUAGGACGGGACUCAGCAAAUGCACAAAAAAUAAAUCUACAAGAAAUGCAUAUAAACUGUUUGCACUGUCAGACUGCAGUACUGGCUAUACCUGGGACUUCUUCGUUUAUGAGGGAAAGUCGUGUGCAUCACAGAGCCAGGGUCUGAGCUAUGAGGCUGUUAUGGCAUUGGUGGAUGAAAAUUUUCUGGGUACUGGGUAUAAACUUUUUGUCGACAAAUUUUACUCCAGUGCCACACUGUUCAGGGACCUUCUGCACAAAGAUGUCUGGGCCUGUGGUCCUGUUUGGGCAAACAGAAAAGGAUUUCCAAGAACUAGAGUCAACAGUUUGCCAAGAAACGCUACUGAUGGAACAAUGCGUUGGAUUAGAGACAAUGAGCUGCUGUUUGUUCAGUGGAAAGAUUCGCAGGAACUGCAGAUGUGCUCCACCUUCCAUAAAGCUAAUGGAGGAGACACUGUGCAGAGAAGGGUGAAGAGAGAUGAUGGAUCUCAUGCAUUUGUGGAUAUCCCCGUUCCUGCUUCAGUGCUGGAAUACGACAGAAAUAUGGAGGCUGUGGAUGCAUCUACCUCCAUUUCUGAAAAUUUCAGACUUCUACACAAACCAAGAAAAUGGUAUCAGUCUGUUUUUUAUCACUUUUUGGACAUUGCUGUAGAGAAUGCAUUCAUUCUGCAGGAAAUGACUGCCAAGGCAAAAAAACAAAGAGUUAUGACCCGCCGGGCAUUCCUAGAGAUACUCAUUUUACAGCUUAUUGCAGGGGCCCAAGUUCCCUCGGCAAGGACAAGAACUCCUCCGUCUUCACCUGCCCCAUCUCCUGCUUUAUCCUCAUCUCCCUCCUCUCCUGCCCCUGCUUCUACUUCAUUCCACAAGCCAAAGCACAUCACACAGGACAGCACUGCUGCUGGGCGGGAGUGCGAGCUGUGCCACCUGGAAACUACAGUCAUGUGUGUGACUUGUGAUGUGAUGUUGUGCUUUCAGCCACAGCGUGACUGUUUCAAUGAGUGGCAUGAAGAACAAGGUUUAUAAAUGAUGGCUGCAAUAAAUGUUAGUGGUUAUGGAUAAUGUUAAUAUUUUUUUACUGCAACCUAAAUGCUCAGUAACAAAUGUUAUGAUGGGAUCCUUCAUGCUGUGGUACAGCUGAUCUCAUCUGUGCACUGUAUAAUGGUAAAAUGGGACUAAGCAUCAAUUCUGUUUUAAAAGGGACCAGGGUUUAGUUGUUUGAGAUUUGAAAAUGCCUGCCUGUAUAUAAACAAACAUUUCUAAAUGAGA